Molecule: messenger RNA, 2102 nt
Organism: Lagenorhynchus albirostris (white-beaked dolphin)
Lineage: Eukaryota; Metazoa; Chordata; Mammalia; Artiodactyla; Delphinidae
Product: zinc finger protein 300-like
Exons: 3
Coding region: 681-1952 (423 amino acids)
Biological process (GO): negative regulation of transcription by RNA polymerase II
Molecular function (GO): DNA-binding transcription repressor activity, RNA polymerase II-specific
Source: RefSeq, a predicted model, not a curated record
AUGUUUUGAGUACACCACCUGCUCUAAAUUCAGUCAUUUAAUUUCACAACUUAGGAGGAAACGUAUUUUCAGUGUUUUGAAUGCUCAUGGUUUCACUGUGCUAUCAUUCAUAUUACUUCUUUCUGGAAUGCCAUGCCACCUCUUCCCUCUGCAAUUCACCAUAAAACAUAGACUUGAUCUCAUAAGAAUUAGUUCCAGAUUCACCUCUGUGAAGUUUACCCUUUACAAUUUUUCUCCUCCCCAUUGAUGCCCACAGGGUAUACAUUUAUAUAUACUUACUUGACAUGUAUAAAUCUGUUGUUCUCUUGUGCACUUACAUCUCUCUCUUUGCAAGCUAGUGUGUUCCUUCAGGGUAGAAGUGAGACUUAUUUAUAAAGAAAUGCUUGAUAUAUUGUCUGACAUAUAGGUGCAUACACACAGGUUGUGUGGGUUCCUAGAUUAAAGGACUUAAGCAUGUUCUCUAUUCUACUCCUUUUUUUGUGAAUGGAUGAACAUGUGAGUCAGUGAAUGAUUGGAUGGAAGCACAAAGAUAGGAUAUUUUAAGUAAAAAAAAUUGGUUUUCCUACAAAGUAUAAUGCAAAACUAGUUACAUACAAAGAAGUCAAAUAGCUUACCAUGGGAAAAGUAAUAAGAAUUUCCUAUUUAUCUUCCUAGUAUGAACCAAUGAUGAUCCCUUUAGGAUGAAUAGGAAUGUUCUAUUACAGGGCUCACUAUCAUUCAAGGAUGUGGCUGUGGUUUUCACCUGGGAGGAGUGGCAGCUACUGGACCGUGUUCAGAAGAACCUGUAUCAAGAUGUGAUGUUGGAAAAUUAUAUCAACUUGGUAUCAGUGGGGUAUCAAGUUACCAAAACAGAUGCAUUCUACCGGUUGGAACAAGAAACACCAUGGAUAAUAGAGGAAGAAAGCCAGAGUCAGAUUCACCCAGAAGACACAUGGCAAGUUGAUAAUCAUAGAGACUGGCACAAAGGAAGCCAUGGCAACCUGGAAACUAUGGAGAGUUACCACAAAGAUAAUGCGUUUGGAAAAAUAUCUUCUCUGAGCUUAAACCUUGAUAUCUCCUUAGCACAAAGAUCUCAUACACUUGACAUACUUGGGAAACAUUUGAAACCUAAUCUAGAGUGUAUUACUCAGAAUAAAAGCUAUGCAAGAAAUGAAGUUGAAUUUAUUCAAUAUGACAAAUUAUUUCUUUACACUAAGCAUGAGAAAAUUCAUACUGGACAAAAAUACAAUGAAUAUAAUCAACAUAUGAAAGUUUUCAGCCAUAAGUCACAGCUUAUUAAAUACUGGAAAACUCAAACAGCAAAGAAACACUAUAACUGCAGUGACUGUGGGAAAGCCUUUUCUCAGAAGUCGGACCUCAUUAAGCAUCAAAGAACACACACAGGAGAGAAAUCCUUUGGAUGCAGUAGAUGUCAGAAAGCCUUCAGGCGGAAGUCCCAUCUCAUUUUACACCAGAGAACCCAUACAGGAGAGAAACCCUAUGAGUGCAACAAAUGCGGGAAAGCCUUUACUGAUAAGUCAUGCCUUAAUAAACAUCAGAGAACUCACACAAGAGAGAAAUGGUUUGAGUGUCAUGUAUGUCAGAAAGGCUUCAGCGAUAAGUCACAACUCACUUUACAUCAAAGAACUCACACAGAAGAGAAACCCUACAGAUGUGAAGAAUGUCAGAAAAGCUUCAGCAAUAAGUCACAGCUCAUUAUUCAUCAGCGAUCUCACACAGGAGAGAAACCUUAUGGUUGCAGUGAGUGUGGGAAAACAUUUCCCCUUAAGUUUAACCUCAUUUUACAUCAAAAAACACAUACAGGGGAAAAACCUUAUGGAUGCAGUGAAUGUGGGAAAGCCUUCAUCCAGAGAUCUGAGCUCAUUAGACAUCAGAGAACUCACACAGGAGAGAAACCAUAUAAUUGCAGUGACUGUGGAAAAGGCUUUAGUGUAAAGUCAAUACUCACUUGAGAACUCACACAGGAGAGAAGCCCUACGGAUGCAGUGAAUGUGGAAAAACAUUCUCCAUCAAAUUUAGUCUCAUCCUACACCAAAGAACUCAUACAGGUGAGAAACCCUAUGAAUGCAGUCAGUGUCAGAAAGCUUUCACCCAAAAGUCAC